GUGAGAGGAGAGCAGGCAGACGCUCUUUGGGAGAUAUAGAGAGAAAAAAGUCUGCGCUGCGGUUGAACUCUGGCUCGUACUGUGCCAUUCUGCCCCUUAUCUCCUCCUCUGCCAUGUGGCUACUGGACUGGAUUGCCUCGCUCAACACAGCCGUGGUUAAACUCGCCAGUGGUCUAAGGUGCAAGCCUGAGCCCCACCCGAGGGGAGCCACACAGCAGCCUGAUUCCUCUCUACAGGAGCAAGAUGAGGAGAUCUUGGGCUCUGAUGAUGAGGAGCAGGAGGACCCUAAUGAUUACUGCAAGGGGGGUUAUCACCACGUGAAAAUAGGCGACCUGUUCAAUGGACGUUACCACGUAAUCCGCAAGCUGGGAUGGGGUCAUUUUUCCACGGUUUGGCUUGCUUGGGAUACACAGGGGAAACGCUUUGUGGCAAUGAAAGUGGUUAAGAGUGCAGAGCACUACACUGAAACAGCACUUGACGAGAUCAAGCUCUUGAGAGCGGUCAGAAACACAGACCAGAAUGAUCCCAGCAGGGAGAAAGUGGUGCAGUUAUUGGACGACUUCAAGAUCUCUGGAGUCAACGGAACUCAUGUGUGCAUGGUGUUUGAAGUUCUUGGUCACCAUCUGCUGAAGUGGAUUAUUAAAUCUAACUACCAGGGCUUACCGUUGCCAUGUGUCAAGAGCAUUAUUCGACAGGUCUUGCAAGGCCUGGACUACCUGCACACCAAGUGUAAAAUCAUCCACACAGAUAUAAAGCCAGAAAAUAUCCUGAUGGAUGUGAAUGAGGCAUAUGUUAAGAGACUGGCCGCGGAGGCCACAGAGUGGCAGAAAUCUGGAGCCCCGCCCCCUUCUGGCUCUGCAGUGAGUACUGCUCCAGCCCCAAAACAAAUGGCAAAAAUGUCAAAGAACAAGAAGAAAAAGAUGAAGAAGAAACAGAAGCGUCAAGCUCUACUCCUGGAGAAGAGGAUCCUGGAGAUAGAGGGACUGGAGAAUGGCCCAGAGGCAGGAGGAGGAGAAGAGGAGGAUGAUGACGAAACAGAGACCCCAGACAGCACCCCUUCAAUCCCCACCACCGAGACAAUUCAUGACAUCACAGCUGAGGCCACACUGGAUGGCAUCGCAGACAGUUGGUCUCAGCUUAGAGGCGGCAUCAAUGGUCACAGCCAGGACCCUGAGGAUGAGCAGACUCCAGAUCUUCAGCUGCAGUUGAAGGACGAAACCCCAGUGAACCCAUACGACAGUAGCACCGAGGGGUCCGAGCCUCCUAACCCUUACCCAGCAUGCAAUGGCACAGAAGAAAAAGACUCCAGUCCUCCAUCUCCUGCCGCCACAGACGGUAAUGGACCUUUGAAUUGUGGCAUGAUUCAGUCACAGUGUCCUAGAGUGCAGGAUCCAGAAGGCCCCACGGCAGAGCUGAACGGUUCUAGCUCUGCUGAGGGCCCCAGAGUGGAGCUGGGCCUCACCAUGGAGGUGGACCCCAGCGCACAGGCAGCCACAGUGGAGGAGAGCCUGAAGGACGCUAAGAUUGCAGCGGGGAAUCUGCUGGUGAAUCCCCUGGAGCCUCUAAACGCUGACAAGAUCCAGGUGAAAAUCGCUGACCUGGGCAACGCCUGCUGGGUGCACAAACACUUCACAGAUGAUAUUCAGACACGGCAGUAUCGCUCUCUGGAGGUGUUGAUUGGGGCAGGAUACGGCACCCCAGCAGACAUCUGGAGCACAGCAUGCAUGGUAUUUGAGCUGGCGACGGGAGAUUACCUGUUUGAGCCUCACACUGGAGAGGAUUAUUCCAGAGAUGAAGAUCACAUUGCGUUGAUUAUUGAGCUGCUGGGGAAGAUUCCUCGUAAACUCAUCCUGAACGGCAAAUAUUCAAAGGAAUUCUUCACCAAGAAAGGUGACCUGAGGCACAUCACUAAGCUUAAACCGUGGGGUUUGAUCGAUGUUCUGGUAGAGAAAUACGAAUGGGCACAAGAGGAGGCCCAGAAUUUCACUGACUUCCUCCUUCCAAUGUUGGACCUCAUCCCAGAGAAAAGAGCCACCGCUGCCGAGUGCCUCCGUCAUUCCUGGAUCACCUCCUAGUGGCCAAACACCUCUAACACACACACUCACACACAAUGUUCUUUGGAACUCAUGAAUGCUCACAGAUCCUGUCUUAAAGAGCCAUGCCUGGUAUCAUGGCAAAUGUUAGCUGCAAGUUGCGAGAAGGUCCAGUCAAGCAGAUCUAAUCUGAAUCCAGUUCUUAUAUUGUUGUUCUUUAUGUAAUUUGUAUAAUUUCUGUGUGGUGUUCUCAAUGGUUUAAUUAUCUAAUUAUCACUUUUGCAUAAAUUCCAGCAUAUCAUGAUUGUUUGAAACCAUUUCAGGAUUGCUUUCAAAAUCUUCCCAAAUAUCUAUGAUUCCACUAUCCAUUUUCAUAGAGCAACAGUGUUCAGUUUGAAAUAAUAAGGACUCAACAGCUGAUUGUAGUGUUUCUUCACCGUAUUAAGAAACCAUAAAAACGAUUGUUGAUCUUUCAUAUUGCCACAAGAUGGUUAUAGAUCAGAUGUCUAAAUGAAACGGGGAUCAUGAAGUAUUCCCACACAUGAUUGGACAUUAUUGGAGUUCUUAAUCUGUUUUUAUUUUCAGAAUUCUACUUAUUGAAUGUGCGUUACUAUACAAGAGAAACAUAUCCAUGCAUUUUUACCACGAAAGACUAAAGUAAAUAAAAGGAAAGAAAUGCUAAUUUUACAUCAAUGUUUCCAUACAGUAUAUUUUGCAAAAUAUCUAUUAAGGACUAUUAAAGGUUGAAUAACCCAUUUUGUAACAUUAAUCAGUAUGUUUAAUAGAGGAAAAAUGAAUGCCAGGGAGGAUUCAUUUUGGUAUCAUUGUUUCCUUUACAAAAUCUAAAAUGGUGAGAGCAUUUCAAAUAUUGUACAUACUCAUACCAAAGAGUUGGUUCUUCACUGGAUCUUUGUUGUACAGUCUUAAGUACCAGUAUUUGUGUACAGUUUUGCCAAGGCUUUCUGAAUGAAUCUGCAAUGAUAUUGGGCAUCUUUUUGAGCUUUCACAGUGUUGCUUUAGGCAAAAUCAUAUGAUUUGUUUUUAUUUUCACAGACAUUUGAGCAAAAACCAUUCUAGUUUCAUUUUGACGGGCCUCUUCUCUGUUUUAGAUAAGGUAGCUUAAUUUGACCUUUUAUGGUAGCCUAAUACAAACACAUCCUCUGCUUCUCUGCUCUUUAUCUCUCUCUCUCACUCCUUUUUCAAGAUUUUUCUCUUGAUUGUUCAGCACUGAACUAAAAUGUUUUCUGUAGUAACUUAAAUAAAGGUUUGAAA
Messenger RNA from Xyrauchen texanus (razorback sucker), 3305 nucleotides. It is a transcript of the gene srpk1b, whose product is annotated as SRSF protein kinase 1b. Lineage: Eukaryota; Metazoa; Chordata; Actinopteri; Cypriniformes; Catostomidae. The record is from RefSeq and is a predicted model, not a curated record. The transcript is spliced from 15 exons. Gene Ontology annotation, molecular function: protein kinase activity; ATP binding. The coding region runs from base 114 to 2075 and encodes 653 amino acids. Gene Ontology annotation, biological process: spliceosomal complex assembly; regulation of mRNA processing; protein phosphorylation.